AGGCACGGAGGGAGGGGGGGGACGGACGCAGCUGCCUUCCUACCAUCACCCCCAGCCAUCGGCAGUCUCUAGUCAUACAGCGGAACGUGAGGGCGUACGCUCUCACUCGUAUUCUCUUGACUCUCGUUUAGAUUUACGAGAGGAUCGUGUGGAUUCGUGUCUUAAUAGUAUGGAAUUGUACAGAUGAUUCAACCAGUGAACACAUCAGGACAAUAGCUAGAGCAGUGCCUGGAAGUGAAUUUUAUCAAAGAAAGAGAACUAUCAGUGAAAGUGCAUGCACAGCACGGCUGUUUGAGUGUCGUGUUAGAAGAAGGCUGAAUGGUCGACACAUUUUGUGGUCGUUAGUAACCACUGUGAUGCCUGCCUUAUGUAUUGAAGAGUACGCUGUUGAACCCACUGUCACUUGUUAUACAGCGGGCCCAAUAUUCAAGAAAAUGAAGGUCCUCAAGAAAUUCAAGAGACGCAUGGGUCUCGCUGGUCGUGGUUCAUCAUCUUCUAAUCAGCCUCCCUUGACGUUCCACCCAGUAUGUGGCGACAAUGUCCGCAUCAGCAAUGACGGCAAAGUAGCCCGCCGUGCUGAAAGCUUCUGCAAAGGAAUUGCCUUCUCGGCACGUCCCAUCAAAGUUGGUGAACGGGUGUGCCUUCGUCUCCUAGAAGUAUCCACAAACUGGUCUGGAGUUAUUCGCUUUGGAUUCACAUCUCAGGAUCCUGCUGGAUUGCGAGAUGCUCUACCAAAGUAUGCAUGUCCAGACCUCACCAAUAAACCUGGCUAUUGGGCCAAAGCUUUAAGUGAAAGAUUUGCUGAACAGGGUAGCAUCCUCUUCUAUUAUGUCGAUUCAACUGGUGAUGUGCAUUUUGGCAUAAAUGGAGAGGAACGGGGUGUAUUCUUUGGGGGUGUGGAUACACGCUCUCAGCUUUGGGGGCUUUUUGAUGUGUAUGGCAACAGCACUGCAGUUGAAUUUGUGGAUCCUCUAGCACAACUCAAUAAC
Molecule: messenger RNA, 989 nt
Organism: Penaeus indicus
Lineage: Eukaryota; Metazoa; Arthropoda; Malacostraca; Decapoda; Penaeidae
Product: protein neuralized-like
Exons: 2
Molecular function (GO): ubiquitin protein ligase activity
Source: RefSeq, a predicted model, not a curated record